Messenger RNA from Globicephala melas (long-finned pilot whale), 452 nucleotides. RefSeq names its product cysteine rich protein 1 (gene CRIP1). Lineage: Eukaryota; Metazoa; Chordata; Mammalia; Artiodactyla; Delphinidae. Gene Ontology annotation, molecular function: zinc ion binding. Gene Ontology annotation, biological process: intrinsic apoptotic signaling pathway in response to DNA damage; regulation of gene expression. The record is from RefSeq and is a predicted model, not a curated record.
GCGAGGACCUGGCGCGACCCACCCAGUCCCGCGCUCCGCUCUGCUCCCGCCCAGCCACCCGACCCGGACCCGGCGCCACCAUGCCCAAGUGCCCCAAGUGCAACAAAGAGGUGUACUUUGCUGAGCGGGUGACCUCCCUGGGGAAGGACUGGCAUCGCCCUUGCCUGAAGUGUGAGAAAUGUGGAAAGACGCUGACCUCGGGGUCUCACGCCGAGCAUGAAGGCAAGCCCUAUUGCAACCAUCCCUGCUACGCGGCCAUGUUCGGCCCCAAAGGCUUCGGGCGCGGUGGGGCAGAGAGCCACACUUUCAAGUAAACCCAGGUUUUGGAGACCCCAUCCCUGGCUGCCCGCCGGGCCGCUGCCCCUCUAGGCCGAUGGCAGGCCCUCCCCACAGGCACCUGGGGCUCCCCUGUAGACCCUCAAGCCCUCAAUAAACCCGGACACUUGGAAGAC